Molecule: messenger RNA, 2777 nt
Organism: Glossina fuscipes
Lineage: Eukaryota; Metazoa; Arthropoda; Insecta; Diptera; Glossinidae
Gene: pip
Product: heparan sulfate 2-O-sulfotransferase pipe
Exons: 6
Coding region: 447-1655 (402 amino acids)
Cellular component (GO): membrane
Molecular function (GO): sulfotransferase activity
Source: RefSeq, a predicted model, not a curated record
UUAGAACACAAAAUUUUGUGUUUACUUAUCAUUAGCUUUUUUUCUUUUAUUUGAUUUUAACAAAUGCUUGACGGUUUAGGAAUUAGUUUCAAGUUUAAAGCCGGCUUAAUAGAUGUGAAAAAAAGAAACUUAAGAAAAACGGCACGUAGUAGCCAGAUAAGCAGCGAAACAAUAACACACAGAGUGUUAUGUUUGUAGAAAAAAAGUGCGCUUAAAGAAAGUUUUUGUUUAGUUUUUUGUUUUCUUUGGUUUUUUUUUUUUUUUUUUUUUGUGAAUCAGUUUUAACUCUUUUUUGUAACUCAAAGACGAUAUUCGAGAGAAAAAGAGGGAUUCUAAGAAUAAAACUUGUUAAGAAUUAAGAAAAGAAAACACCACUAGUGAUACAAUUUUGGAAAUCAGUAAAAAGUAAACUUUGUUCAUUUUUUUUUUUGUUUUCAAAUAUUUAAAUGACUUUAAAGCCUGAGAAGACCUUUAGAAUGAGAUACAGAAAAAGAUCUGUCGAAUUGAUUGCCUUGCUGGUCAUAUCGUGCAUAUUUUUCCUUUUUUGUAUGCAUACAAAUAAACUCAACAGCCGCCUUAAGGAGAUGGAAAUGAAAUUACAUCCCUCAGAAUUUUCAGCACUUGGUCUAACAGGCGACGGUGUCGGUGUUGAGGUUGGCGGCAGCAGUAGUGGCAGCAACAGCAAUCAUCUGGACUCAUCCAAACCCGAUAAUAUUAACACUUUGCAUAGGACUUAUCAGUAUCUAAAGAGUACCGGACAGAUGCAAUCAUUAAACGUCUAUGACUUGAAUAAUACCCGCAAAGCUAAAAUGGAAUUGGUAUUUUUCAACCGAGUGCCCAAAGUUGGUAGCCAAACAUUUAUGGAACUUUUGCGUCGUUUAUCUGAACGUAACAAUUUUCAAUUCAACCGCGACGCGGUACAAAAAGUUGAGACCAUACGUUUGGCUGAAGAUCAACAACAGGAAAUGGCCGAAGUUAUUAGCGAUUUACCAGUACCUUCAGUGUUCAUUAAACAUGUUUGCUAUACAAAUUUCAGUAAAUUCAAUUUACCUAUACCCAUCUAUAUAAACGUAGUACGUGAUCCCGUGGAACGUGUAAUUAGUUGGUUUUAUUACGUAAGAGCACCGUGGUAUUUUGUCGAACGCAAGGCAGCUUUUCCCGAUCUACCGCUCCCGCAUCCUGGCUGGUUGAAAAAGGAUUUCGAGACUUGCGUUCUUUCCGGAGAUCAGGAAUGUACUUACACACAAGGUGUUAGUGUCGAGGGUAUUGGAGAUCACCGGCGACAAAGUUUAUUUUUUUGUGGUCACGCUUAUGAGUGCACGCCUUUUAAUACGGUGGGUGCAUUAGAAAGGGCCAAGCAUGCCGUAGAGAGUCAAUAUGCAGUAGUAGGAGUUUUAGAAGAUCUGAAUACUACCUUAGCAGUCUUCGAAAAGUAUAUACCGCGUUUCUUUCAGGGCGUACGGGAAAUCUAUGACACAAGCGCCGAAUAUCUAACAAAAAUUAAUAAAAACAAUUUUAAACCACCUGUUAGCGAAAAGGUGAAAGACAUUGUACGACGUAAUUUUACCAACGAAAUUGAAUUCUACCAGUUUUGUCGACAACGUUUACAUAAACAAUAUUUGGCGGCUCAUUUGGCACAAAAACAUCUACCUUAAUUUUCUAAAAGAGAUACGAAAGAAUAAAAAAUGCGUUGCUUUUUCGAAAGCAAAAUAUAUUAAAUAUGUAAUUUGUAAUAUAUGUAUGUAAUUAGUUAUAAUUUAGAAUUAGGCUUUAUUUCGUUGUGUUGUUUAAUUUUCUAGGCUUUUAUUUUAUAGGGGUCUGCACAUAACAGUAUAUUGAAUCAUUUUCUAGACAUUCGCUUCCUUUUUUUAGCUUUGACAACAUAAAUAAUUGUCCACUAAAAUUUGAAUACAACUUAAAUCAAAUAAAAUAAGACAAGCUUCUUAAAAGAAGUUUUUACUUGCCCUGAAUUACGCUCACUCUACGCCUUUAUGCCUCUCUUAAGCUGUUGGGGUCUAACUGCACUUCAACCCCAAUAUGAACAAGAAAAUUACCAAUAUCUUCGAAGUCUGUAGAAAUAUCUUUUCACGUUCAGCACACAUUCUUUUCCGUUCAAGUGACGAAAUGGAAGCUAUUGCAAACAACAAAUCGUGCCUUUCAUGUUUAUCUUCACACGUUAUUUUUUUUAUUUUACUGUUAUGUUGCCACUGCUAUUCAUACACCAAAAGUCGCUAUAUAAGCGAUGUAUACUAGGGUGACAAACACGACCGUUAACAGACCAAUUACAAGAAAAUCGUAAUUUACUUUCUAAUUAUGUACUUCACCAUUACAAGAUAGUAAUCUCUUACAAUUGGUUCUGACCUGAACAAAAUAGGGCGCCUGUGAAAAGACAAGAUAUUCCCUAGUUUUGAAAUGUCAUAGUUACAAAAAAAAGAGAAACGAAAACAGAGAGACAAAGGAGUUGCGGAAUUUUAAGAUUCACGCUAAGACGAAUCUAAUAUUCUUAUUAUUAGUUAUUUGUUUUUUAUAUUUGUAAAAAAAAAAAAAAAAAUUGCACAUAUUCAGUAUUUUUAUGAAAAAAUUUAACAGCUUUAGAUUUGUUGGAGCUUAGAAAAAAUGAGACUUUAAACUGUUAUUAAUGAAAAUUAAAAAAGAAAAUAGUUAUUAUUUUAUACUAACAGUGAUCUCCUAUUGUUACGUAUAUCUUUCUUUUUUUUUUUGCUUUUGUUAAAUGAGUUAUUAUUAUUUAAUAUUUAACAGCCGAUGUUACUAUUACA